Messenger RNA from Diabrotica balteata, 1805 nucleotides. The record is from the annotation of a GenBank genome assembly. NCBI's taxonomy places the organism in Eukaryota, Metazoa, Arthropoda, Insecta, Coleoptera, Chrysomelidae.
UGUACAUUAAGUUUAGUAAAGUGUGUCUGGCAAUAUUUUGAAAAAAUGGAGUUUUGCUUACCUGAACCAAAACCGUCUAUUAAAAGCAUACAUGGCCCCACCACAUUCGAAGAGGCAAUAGAGAAAACUGGAUUUGGAAAAUUCAAUAUUUUACUUGUACUAGCAGCCGUUUGCGGAAUAUUUGCUCCAAUAUUUGAAACAACGACGAUGUCCUAUAUUUUUGCUCCUGCACAAUGUGAUCUUAACCUUUCCUUACAGGAUAAAGGUUAUCUUAACUGCAUAGCUUACGCAGGAAUGAUAUCCACAUCGUUUAUAUGGGGAUUUCUUUUGGAUACCUUUGGAAGGAGGAAAUUUAUGGUAUAUGGAUUUUUGUUAGACGCAAUUGUUGUGUUUAUCAGUUCUUUUUCACAAAGUCUUGAAAUGUUAAUGAUUAGCAAAUUUAUUGGAGGUGUCAUAAUUAAUGGACCAUUUACAGCAAUGGCCACUUAUUUGGGUGAAUUUCACUCAGCUCAGUACAGGUCAAAAAUACAACUGGUCAACGGAGCACUAAUGUGUACAGGACAGGUGAUAAUGCCGUUAUUGGCAUGGGGAAUUUUACCAUUACCAAUUAACUGGUCACUUUUUAAUGGAUUAGUUCAAUUUCGUUCGUGGAAUUUAUACCUUUUUAUAAUUGGACUAUUUCCACUUGCCAGUGGAGUGAUCUUUUGUUUUCUUCCGGAAAGUCCAAAAUUUUUAAUGACGAUUGGAAAAAAUGAGGAAGCAAUGAAAAUACUUCAACGAGUUUAUAGCAUUAACACUGGAAAGCUUCCAGAAACAUAUCCGGUAAAAGAAUUAUUAAAGGAGACUGACGAAUCACACCAAAAUCUAUCAGUAAAACAUGCAAUGAAAGAAGAAUUUUCAAAUUUGUUUCCACUUUUUAAGGCUCCAUAUUUAUCUAAAUUUGCAUUGCUCUGUAUAAUACAGUUUCUUUUAUUUCAAAGUAUGAAUAUGUUGAGAUUGUGGUCUCCCCAGUUGUUUCAAGCAAUGGAGGAUUACAAAAUUUUUAACAAUGGAAGUACUGCAGAUUUAUGUUCCAUGUUGGAUGUUCUUCAACCUAAAAAUACUAGUAGCUGUACAACGAACGUUGGAAGCUCAGGAGUUUAUAUCAAUUCCAUGAUCGUAUCCACUUCAGCAAUUGCAGGAUAUUUUGUCACAAUAAGUGUUAUUAAUCUUUUGGGAAAAAAACCAGUACUAGUGCUCUACGCUUUGACCGCAGCAGGUUGUAGUAUGGCACUAUAUUUUUCGAGCAGUAUAGAAGUGACCACUACCUUGAUUACGAUCUUUACUGCCAUUGGAAAUAUAGCAGUAAAUAUAGUUGUGUCAGUUGUAGUAGAUCUUUUUCCAACAACUUUAAGAGCAUUUACAAUAUCUUUAGUAAUGGCAUGUGCAAGAUUUGGAGCGCUAACUGGUAAUAUUGAAUUUCCUAUUCUUGUAAGUUUGGGUUGUGCACCUCCAUUCUUUGUCGUUGGAAGCAUUAUGGCAGCCGGAAGUCUUUUGUCAUUAUUACUACCAAGAACAGAUAAAAGAGCUAUGGUUUGAACAAAGCAGCGUGGCAAAUAACCAGUUGUGUAUGAAGUUAAUAGCAUGAAAAUUACCAUCCCUUACCAAUCAAAAGAUAAGAUUGAAAAUAUGUAAGCCUUCCAUGGUUUGAAAGAGAUCACUUGUUAUGUCUAUUUAUUAUGUUAAGAGGACUCUCUAGUAAAUAAAAUUAAAAUCUAACAAAUAUUUUAUUUUAAAACAAUUUUACUAAAUUAAAGAGAAUAAAU